GCCAAAGUUUAUCGCGCAAGGCUGUUGUGGACUUUCUCGGAUCCAAUGUGGAUUUAGCCGGCGGUUGCUCUCCGUUUUGGGUAACACGGAACGACGCCGCGCCGGCGGCGAUAACUACCUUUUUCUCCGACGACGUGCGGAUGACCACUCCCGGAAUAGGAGUCGCGUAAAUUAGCUGCCACCAAGCAUGAAAUAAAUGAAUGCGGCGCGAUCAGUUACGUCAUACUUCGGCUUGAAACGCAGUCCUGUAUAUCAGAUGCUCCUCCGGCCAUGUGAUAUUAGAUUCGGAUAUACUGAUUGCCAGGUUCAGGGAAUAUAAUAUGCCAAUAAUAUAUAUAUGCUGUGAUUCCCAAGUUCAGAGAGAUCACUUUGAUCCUCGUCAAGUCCUGUAAGGAACAGUUAGCGCAGUAUUAUUGCCCAUUAGCCAUUCCAGAUCUCACAAUGCCUUCUCUCGCUACCGUCGCAGCUUUCUCUCUUCCCCUGGUGCAACUGGCGUCGGCUCACGGCCAUGUCGCUGGAAUCACGGUCAAUGGGGGGACAUGGAUUCAAGGGACCGACCCGAACUGGUACUAUCAGCCCGAAGGCAGUGCUCCUACCACUCCUGGCUGGCGAGCGUUGAACCAAGAUAACGGCUUCGUGGCACCCGACGCUUACACCUCAUCUGAUAUUGCCUGCCAUAAGAGUGCAACACCUGGGCAGACAUAUAUCGAGGCCAACAGCGGUGAUACACUUACACUAUACUGGAAUACGUGGCCCGAUAGCCAUAAAGGCCCAAUAAUUAACUAUCUGGCUCAGUGCAGCGGGGAGUGCACGUCUGCGACGGCAGGCAGUCUAUCAUUCACCAAGAUUUCUGAAGCCGCUUAUCUAUCUGGUAGCAACCCUGGAGACUGGGUUACAGAUACCAUGAUUGCACAGAAUUUUACGUCAGAUGUUGAGAUUCCUGCCGGUCUCGCUCCGGGCAACUACGUUCUCCGACACGAGAUCAUCGCGCUACAUAGUGCGGGAAACCAAAAUGGAGCUCAGAACUAUCCACAAUGCAUUAAUAUCAAGGUUGGCGGCAGCGGAUCGAACACGUUGCCAACGGGCACGGCCGCGACCUCCCUUUAUACCCCGAUGGAUCCCGGUAUCCUUUUCAGCCUCUACGGGUCUUUCGACAGCUAUCCUAUUCCUGGGCCAGAAGUGGCUACUAUUUAAGCAAUCAAAUUUCUGCAGAGAUUUGUUAGUUUCAUUGGAAAUGAGUGUGAUUAUACCGCCCUGAUCUAUUAUAGAACGCCAAGACGAUGAUGAUCUUAAACCAAGCUUUCUGACUACCACAAGACAUUGCACAACACGUAGACGACGCUGCUGUAUAUAAUUGGGAGGUUCCUCGAAUAGACGUUUUAGAAGUUGUCGCAAAUAUAUAUUCCUUUACCCAUUCA
Molecule: messenger RNA, 1418 nt
Organism: Xylaria bambusicola
Lineage: Eukaryota; Fungi; Ascomycota; Sordariomycetes; Xylariales; Xylariaceae
Product: glycoside hydrolase
Exons: 4
Coding region: 442-1194 (250 amino acids)
Source: RefSeq, a predicted model, not a curated record